Messenger RNA from Vigna angularis (adzuki bean), 1617 nucleotides. Its product is annotated as putative UPF0481 protein At3g02645. NCBI's taxonomy places the organism in Eukaryota, Viridiplantae, Streptophyta, Magnoliopsida, Fabales, Fabaceae. The coding region runs from base 1 to 1617 and encodes 538 amino acids. The transcript has 2 exons. The record is from RefSeq and is a predicted model, not a curated record.
AUGUCUCAUGUUAGAUGCACCACACCAUAUGAAUCCAAAUCCAACUUUGAUGAGGUUCGGUGGGUGACUCAAAUACGUGAUACUCUUAAUGAAGUGCUUGAAGAUGAUGAUCAAUUCCCUGUGUCCAUCUUCAAUGUGCCUAAGACCCUUAUGGCUACUGAUCCUGAUUCUUAUAUCCCUCAGCAAGUUUCCAUAGGGCCUUAUCAUUGUUGGCGUCAAGAACUGUAUGAGAUGGAGAGAUAUAAAAUUUCUUCAGCAAAAAGAUUCCAAGAACAACUACAAAACCUCAAGUUAGAACACAUAGUUCACCAAUUGAUGAAGUUAGAAGAGAGCAUAAGAGCAUGCUACCACAGGUACUUAAACUUUAAUGGCGAAACAUUGAUGUGGAUGGUGGCUAUCGAUGCCUCCUUUUUGCUUGAGUUUCUUCAAGUGUAUACCAUUCAAGAUGAAACAAUGAUGAUUCCAGGAAUUUCAUCAAGAAUGUCUCAUUUGAUGGAUUAUGCUGGCAGGAAAAUUGCUCAUAAUGCAAUCUUGAAGGACAUAGUAAUGCUUGAAAACCAAAUUCCACUGUUUGUGUUGAGAAAGAUGUUGGAGUUCAAAUUCUCAUCGACAGAAUUAGCAGAUGACAUGUUGCUUUCGAUGUUGAUAGGAUUGUUUAAACAACUUUCUCCUUUUAAGGUGAUAGAGAAGGAUUGUUCAGAGAUCAAUGUCUCCGAGUGUGCACAUUUGCUAGAUUUUUUGUAUUCUAUGGUUGUGCCUAAAUUGGAUGAACAAUCAGAUGUUGUCCAGUUUGAGGAUCAUCAGCACAAAGAUAAUGAAGACAGCGAACAAUCAUUCUUGAACUAUGCCAAGAAAUUUCUGUGUGAGGUUUGGAGCUUUCUUUCCAAAUUGGCCACAACUUUAGUAAACUUAAUUAAGAAAUUCCCAAACUGUAGAACCAUCAAAGUUAUCACUUGGUUGCCUUGGACUAUAAUUUCUAACCUUCCUGGAGUAGGACUUAUAAAGCAACCUGUUGAAUACUUAUUUUUCUCCGAAGAAAAAGAAGCAAGAACUGCAGAAAAUGGGAAUUUAAGUUCAGAUAAUGACAGCAACAAACCACCCUUGAUGGAGGAAAUUGCUAUUCCUUCCGUCAAGGAACUCUCAAAGGCUGGGGUUUGUUUCAUGGCCACCAAUGGAGACAUAUCAACCAUAGGAUUUGAUGUAGAAACAGUAACACUGUAUCUUCCAACAAUUGGGUCACUGGUUUUCACCCGUUACACAGAAUUGAUGAAUGGGAUUACAGACUAUGAGGAAGAUGCGAAGAUUCUUAGAGAAAAAGGGAUUAUUUUGAACCAUUUGAAGAGUGAUGAAGAGGUGGCUACCCUGUGGAAUGGGAUGACCAAGUCCUUUAAAUUGACAAGGGUGCCAUUCCUGGAUAAAGUCAUUGAAGAUGUUAACCGGCAUUAUAAUGGUAGAAUGUGUAUCAAAGUUUUGAAAUUCAUGAAGCAUUAUGUAUUUGCUUCAUGGCAAUUUCUAAUAUUCCUUGCUGCCAUCUUUCUCUUACUCUUGAUGUCCUUACAAGUAUUCUGCUCUUUCUAUAAAUGCAAUCGCAGAAACCGUGUCACUGAGACUAAAUGA